Messenger RNA from Linum tenue, 3324 nucleotides. NCBI's taxonomy places the organism in Eukaryota, Viridiplantae, Streptophyta, Magnoliopsida, Malpighiales, Linaceae. The record is from the annotation of a GenBank genome assembly.
AAACAUAGUGUUAAAGUCGUUAAUUAAUCCCUUAAAUACAGUGGGCAGCCGACCACUCACCGGUUACCAAUAAACCCGGUCGGACCCACCAGAUAUUUUCUUUCUUGUCAAAAGGACCCAUUUCUAAAAACCAAGCCGACAUCCUUGCCUCGAACUCCGAGCAUUUCUCUCCCUAAAUCGUCGGCUGCCACGCGCCACCGCCACCUGUCGGAAGCAGAGGGAGCCAGCCUGACCAAUAUCGAGAGCCGAUCAAAGGCGGGAAACAAAACUCCCACCAAUAAUUGCCGCCCAACGCCACUCUGUCAUAUUCUCUUCUCUCUCUUCUCCAUCUCUCCCUCUCUCUCUCCAUUGUUGUUCGAGAAAGAGGGGAGAGAACGCGGAUUCCGAUCGCGAGGAAAUUUCGAAACCCUAGCUAUGAUUGUAGGAAGAUCGAGCUUCUGAAAGGAGGAAGGGAGGGAUCAAGAUUGCGAGGAGGAAGAGGAAAGAGGAAAUUGCGAGGAGGAAGGAGGAAAAUGGAGGCUGAGGGGAUAACGCAGACGGAGGUGACGGUGAGGAAGGUUGGUGGGAGCGUGGGGUCGGAGAAGGAGCUGUUGGAUAGCAGCAGCAGCGGCAGCGGGAGCAGCGGGAGGCGGGCGGGUGAAGAUAAGGAGAAAGGGGGAGCGUUCGAGUAUUUCGGAUGGAUUUAUCAUUUGGGGACGAAUUCGAUUGGGCACGAGUACUGCCAUUUGCGAUUCUUGUUCAUCAGAGGGAAGUAUGUCGAGAUGUACAAGCGCGAUCCUCACGAGAGCCCCGGCAUUAAGCCCAUUCGAAGGGGUGUCGUAGGGCCCACCCUUAUGGUCGAGGAGCUAGGGCGUCGGAAGGUCAAUCAAGGGGAUGUUUAUGUCAUACGCUUCUACAGCCGACUGGACGAGACAAAGAAAGGAGAAAUUGCUUGUGCUACGGCUGGAGAAGCUCGAAAAUGGAUGGAGGCAUUUGAUCAUGCAAAGCAACAGGCUGAAAUUGAGCUUUCAACUGGUCGGAGUCCAAGAACCAGGCUAAGCAUUGAAAAUGAGAUCGAUCUAGAAGCCCAUCGACCCAAAAUGAGGCGUUAUGCACAUGGAUUAAAAAGGCUUAUCAGGAUAGGGCAAGGUCCGGAAACAUUGUUGCGGCAGGCCUCAAAUUUGGUUGGCAAUGUCAAGUCAGAUGGAUUUUUUGAAGCUGAGAGUGAAGAUGUUAUUGAAGUACACCAGUGGAGAUGUGUUCGCACUGUAAAUGGUGUUCGAAUUUUUGAGGAUGUGUCUAAUCCCAAGAGUGAUAAAGGUACCCUCGUGAAAGCGGUUGGUGUUGUUGAUGCAAGUGCUGAUACUGUUUUUGAUGUAUUCAUAAACCUCGAUCAACAGCAAAGAUAUGAAUGGGACACGUUGACAGGGGACUUGGAGCUCUUAGAUUCCUAUGAUGGACAUUAUGAUGUUCUGUAUGGCACGUACGAUCCGAAGUAUCUUACACGGUGGAAAUCCAACAGAGAUUUUGUCUUCUCCAGGCAGUGGUUCCGUGGACAAGAUGGGGCAUACACAAUCCUGCAAUUUCCUGCUGUACAUAAGAAGCGACCCCCAAGUUCUGGAUAUCGACGGACAAAAAUAAACCCUUCAACUUGGGAGAUAAGAAAUCUGAGUGCACCAAUGGGUUCUGCCACAGCAAGAUGCAUCGUGAGCCAAAUGUUAGAGAUAAAUCAAGCUGGCUGGUGUAAAUGGAAACAAAACAGCUGCGCCAAGUUUGAAAAAACUAUUCCUUAUGCCCUGUUGAGUCAGGUGGCAGGUUUGAAAGAAUAUGUAGGAGCAAGUCCUGCGUUGAGAGUGGAAUCUUCUACAACGGUUGUUCGUUCAAAAUUUUCUGAUGCCUCCAUGAGUCCCAUUGACUAUGAUGAUGCAGAAGUCAAUGAUGAAUUUUAUGAUGCUAUUGCUGGAGAAUCAUCGUCGUCGUCAGAUGAAGAGGAAGGCAGUAGCAAAAAUUCACACUCGAAAAAGGAUGGGAGGGUGAAACUGAAAAAUGUUUCAUGGGCUAUUGCAAGCUUAGCUUUGAAGAGAAAUUCAGCUCCAGGUGCAGAGGAAACUUUAGAUCUUAAUGUACCUCCGGUCAUUAUUGAACCAAGUGAAUUCAAGGGUUCUCUUCACAAAGGAAAGGAUGAAAAAGAUUCCAACUGUUGGACUUCUCCGAAUGGAUCAGGAUUUAAGAUCAGAGGGAAAACGUAUCUAAAGGAUAACUCUAAGGUGGUGGGUGGAGAUCCCCUUCUCCAGUUAAUAGCAGUUGAUUGGUUCAAAGUUGACAGAGCCGCAGAUGGGGUUGCACUGCAUCCCAAGUGUUUAUUGCAGACAGCAGCUGGGAAGCAGCUUCCUUUCGUUCUGGUUAUUAAUCUACAGAUUCCAGCAAAACCAAACUACAGUUUGGUACUCUACUAUGCUGCAGAUAGGCCAGUGAACAAAGCAUCUUUGUUGGGGAAGUUUAUUGAUGGGACAGAUAUGUUUCGAGAUUCAAGAUUCAAAUUGAUUCCCAGUAUCAUUGAGGGUUAUUGGAUGGUGAAACGUGCUGUUGGAACGAAAGCUUGCCUAUUGGGCAAAGCUGUAACUUGCAAGUACCUCAGACAAGACAACUUUCUGGAGAUCGAUGUGGAUAUCGGAUCAUCAUCGGUUGCAAGAAGUGUCAUUGGCCUUGUUCUCGGAUAUGUUACAAGCUUAGUUGUUGAUCUUGCCAUUCUCGUUGAGGGGAAGGAAGAGGCCGAGCUGCCAGAGUUCGUCCUAGGUACCGUGAGGCUGAACAAACUGAAGCCCGAAACUGCUGAGACAUUGGAGGUUUGAUGUUUUCAAUCUGUCAUCAAUCCCUUUUUGUUUAGCUUGCACUGCCUGCCUAGUUGAGACCUCACUUUCCCAAAUGUGUUGUACCUUAUUGUGUACCGGGAAAAGAUGAAAUCUAAUCUUCAGAUAAAAUCAAUCGAUUCAUAUGCGUUUUUUUGGAUGAGCAACAUAUACAUUAGCAUUCCUUGAUACUAAGACUCUCAUAGGCAGAAAAACACCUGUAAGUAACCAAUUGUCAUUGCAUAGAGCCUGUAACUAGACCAACCUGGGGUUGUAAUCUCAAUGAGUCCUCUUUUUUUAUUCAAUUGGUAUUGAACAGCAUGCCCUUGGGUUGCAGAGGGAGAGAUUGUUUUGAUGAACUGCUUUAGUUACCAAUUCCAGUUAUGUCUUUUCAUUAUUGAAACUACAUGCACAUGCAGAAAAAGUCUUCUGCUUUAUCGCUCGAAUCACGAUCCACUGUGCCCUUGCUCAGCCCUUUGGCUUGUCAUUGCUACAU